This is a messenger RNA of Neurospora crassa OR74A, 423 nucleotides long. RefSeq lists its product as hypothetical. The coding region runs from base 1 to 423 and encodes 140 amino acids. Lineage: Eukaryota; Fungi; Ascomycota; Sordariomycetes; Sordariales; Sordariaceae. The transcript is spliced from 3 exons. The record is from RefSeq and is a predicted model, not a curated record.
AUGCCCGCAACUGCCCGUUUUGGGUACGCGGUCGGAGUGGUUGGCAAGGCACUCCAGGAUGGCUGCGCCGAAGAGGAACUCAAGGACGCUAUCCUCCGCUACGUGUUGAUCUUGAUACAUGACUUCUCCGACGCCGAGACAACCGAAGUCGCCCAGAAGCUUCUUCAUAGGGAGCUUCUUUGUGAAGACAUGCUCUUCGUAUUGAUGGAGUUGGAACGCAAUGGCAGCAUGGACAUUUUGGCAAACAAGGAUACUGUCAGUGAUGAGAAUGUUGCCAUCUGCCAGAACGUCAAGACCGUCGUCGACAAUGAUGUGAUUGUCAACGAAGACAGCGCGAACGGAGAGUUUGUUUUUAACCACGACUUGGAGAGUGAUGCCGUGUCGGAGACUGACUCGGACGCCUCUGAGUGGGAGAUUCUUUGA